AGGAGAAGGCCGUCCAGUCACACCGAACAGGAGAGACAGAGAGAUCUGAGGCUGAGCUGGGGGUUCAACCACCAUGCCCAGCCGUGCUUGCGUCGCCGGCGCCGCCUCGGUUGGAAUUGUCGCCGUCAGAAAAAGGUCCAGGCCGCCGCUAAUGGAGCUAGCCAGAACUGUUCCAAGGUUUUGCCGCUUAUUUAAAUCCUGCUCUGUUUUGGUUAGUGGCGUUAUCAUUGUUCUGGCCGCCGGAAAACCUUGCUGCCGUCGCCGGAAAAGAAUGCUGGUAAGGGUUUCAAAUUUGGUUUUCAUUUCUUGUGAGAUUAUGGGAGUCUUAUUGUCGCGGCAUGUUGGUUUCAGUCACCGUCGCCGGAGUUGGGUCGCUGCAGCCGCUGAAGGCGGCUACCGGGGCUACCGCCCAACCGGUUUAGAGUCCGUUGCUGUUCGGUUCAGCCGUUCUUUCUUAGUUUCAGAGCUAGAAUCCGGUUUGCUUGUGCCGUUUGGGGCUGUUUCUGCUUUUGAGAGAGCCUGA
This is a messenger RNA of Arachis ipaensis, 523 nucleotides long. NCBI's taxonomy places the organism in Eukaryota, Viridiplantae, Streptophyta, Magnoliopsida, Fabales, Fabaceae. The record is from RefSeq and is a predicted model, not a curated record.